CGCAGGACUGCUCCCGGCCCGGAUCUCUAUGGCAGCGGCGUCGCCGUGGGCCGGGCCCCCGCGAUCCCGCCCGGGCCCUGCUGCCUCAACAACCGCCCCCACUGCCCCUUCUCGGGCAUGAACCGGGCUUCUUGUUGCCGCCCGUUGCCCUACCCGCCGCUGCCGCCGCAUCCCGACCCUGGGCCAGCGCUGGGAACAUGCCCCUGGCCGCCUACUGCUACCUGCGGGUCGUGGGCAAGGGGAGCUACGGAGAGGUGACGCUUGUGAAGCACCGACGGGACGGCAAGCAGUAUGUCAUCAAAAAACUGAACCUCCGAAAUGCUUCUAGCCGAGAGCGGCGAGCUGCUGAACAGGAAGCCCAGCUCUUGUCUCAGCUGAAGCAUCCCAACAUUGUCACCUACAAGGAGUCAUGGGAAGGAGGAGAUGGUCUGCUCUACAUUGUCAUGGGCUUCUGUGAAGGAGGUGAUCUGUACCGAAAGCUCAAGGAGCAGAAAGGGCAGCUUCUGCCUGAGAAUCAGGUGGUAGAGUGGUUUGUACAGAUCGCCAUGGCUUUGCAGUAUUUACAUGAAAAACACAUCCUUCAUCGAGAUCUGAAAACUCAAAAUGUCUUCCUAACAAGAACAAACAUCAUCAAAGUGGGGGACCUAGGAAUUGCCCGAGUGUUAGAGAACCACUGUGACAUGGCUAGCACCCUCAUUGGCACACCAUACUACAUGAGUCCUGAAUUGUUCUCAAACAAACCCUACAACUAUAAGUCUGAUGUUUGGGCUCUAGGAUGCUGUGUCUAUGAAAUGGCCACCUUGAAGCAUGCUUUCAAUGCAAAAGAUAUGAAUUCUUUAGUUUAUCGGAUUAUUGAAGGAAAGCUGCCACCAAUGCCAAGAGAUUACAGCCCAGAGCUGGCAGAACUGAUAAAAACAAUGCUGAGCAAAAGGCCUGAAGAAAGGCCAUCUGUGAGGAGCAUCCUGAGGCAGCCUUAUAUAAAGCGGCAAAUCUCCUUCUUUUUGGAGGCCACAAAGAUAAAAACCUCCAAAAAUAACAUUAAAAAUGGUGACUCUAAAUCCAAGCCUUUUGCUACAGUGGUUUCCGGAAAGACAGAAUCAAAUCAUGAAGUAAUCCACCCCCAACCACACUCUUCUGAGGGCUCCCAGACAUAUAUAAUGGGUGAAGGCAAAUGUUUGUCCCAGGAGAAGUCCAGGGCCUCUGGUCUCUUGAAGUCACCUGCCAGUCUGAAAGCCCAUACCUGCAAACAGGACUUGAGCAAUACCACAGAACUAGCCACAAUCAGUAGGGUAAAUAUUGACAUCUUACCUGCAAAAGGGAGGGAUUCAGUGAGUGAUGGCUUCGUUCAGGAGAAUCAGCCAAGACAUUUGGAUGCCUCUAAUGAGUUAGGAGGUAUAUGCAGUAUUUCUCAAGUGGAAGAGGAGAUGCUGCAGGACAACACUAAAUCCAGUGCCCAGCCUGAAAACCUGAUUCCCACGUGGUCCUCUGACAUUGUCACUGGAGAAAAGAAUGAACCAGUGAAGCCUCUGCAGUCCCUAAUCAAAGAACAAAAGCCAAAGGACCAGGAUCAAGUUGCUGGUGAAUGUAUUAUAGAAAAACAGGGCAGAAUCCACCCAGAUUUACAGCCACACAACUCUGGGUCUGAACCUUCCCUGUCUCGACAGCGACGGCAGAAGAAGAGAGAACAGACUGAGCACAGAGGGGAAAAGAGACAGUUCCAAGAGUCGCCUCCUCGAUUUUUCCCUUCUCAUCCCAUUGUUGGGAAAGUGGAUAUCACAUCAACACAAAAAGAGGCUGAAAACCAACGUAGAGUGGUCACUGGGUCUGUGAGCAGUUCAAGGAGCAGUGAGAUGUCAUCAUCAAAGGAUCGACCAUUAUCAGCCAGAGAGAGGAGGCGACUAAAGCAGUCACAGGAAGAAAUGUCCUCUUCAGGCCCUCCAGGGAGGAAAGCUUCUCUGAGUGUAGCAGGGCCAGGAAAACCCCAGGAGGAAGACCAGCCCAUGCCUGCCCGACGGCUCUCCUCUGACUGCAGCGUCACUCAGGAAAGGAAACUGAUUCAUUGUCUGUCUGAGGAUGAGUUAAGUUCUUCUACAAGUUCAACUGAUAAGUCAGAUGGGGAUUACAGGGAAGGGAAAGGUCAGACAAAUGAAAUUAAUGCCUUGGUACAACUGAUGACUCAGACCCUGAAACUGGAUUCUAAAGAGAGCUGUGAAGAUGUCCCGGUAGCAAACCCAGCGUCAGAAUUCAAACUUCAUCGGAAAUAUCGGGACACACUGAUACUUCAUGGGAAGGUUGCAGAAGAGGCAGAGGAAAUCCAUUUUAAAGAGCUACCUUCAGCUAUCAUGCCAGGUUCUGAAAAGAUCAGGAGACUAGUUGAAGUCUUGAGAACUGAUGUAAUUCGUGGCCUGGGAGUUCAGCUUUUAGAGCAGGUGUAUGAUCUUUUGGAGGAGGAGGAUGAAUUUGAGAGAGAGGUACGUUUGCAGGAGCACAUGGGUGAAAAGUAUACAACUUACAGUGUGAAAGCUCGCCAGUUGAAAUUUUUUGAAGAAAACAUGAAUUUUUGAGCAUUUGUCCUAAUCUGCUGCCAGAAUUAAAGACCUAUUUUUAGAGGUGUUUGGCUUAAAAAACAAGGGCAAACAGUCAUUUGGAAGCCAUUCACCACUGUUUUAUAUCUCUUUUUUAUAUCUCUUUGGGGUUUUCCUACAGAAAAGAAAUUGGACAGAACAGAAUAUGAAGCAGGAUCACGAAAGAAAAAAAACUUUGGCUUUCAUAUUCUCUUUAUGAGGACAAAUCUGUUGUUUGUUUGUUUGUUUACUGAGCCUUAAUCCACCAAGUUUAUAUUUAGAAUUUUAUUUUUUUAAGGUACUAAUUAACUUAAACACAGAGCUAUAAAAUGCUGGAUUGAAAAUUUUAUAUUGUAAUGUAGAGAUAAAAGCAAUAGGAGAAACAUGACAUAAUAUGUCAUCAUAAUUCCUGCUAGUGUUAAUAACCUUAAGGAGUAGUUGAUAAAUUAUAAAAUUUUAAAAAGUCAAUUCACAGUUCUAGAAAUAGAUUUAAAGAAUAUGAAGUUCUAUCUAGUACUUGAGCACCUGAAUUUCUUUUCUACACAUUGAUGGACUUUUAAUAGUCUCAUUUAAUGUAAACCUCAUCUAGAGUAUAUACAAAUUAAAACUGAGACACAUUGGCUUUGUAAAUCAGUAUGUUUUUACAUAAUGGUUUUGUUAGAUUUAUUUUUCCAUCAGUGAAAACAUUUCUUAAACACAAAUUUCAUUUCCAUUUAAGCAAUUUGUAAGCAAAGUCCAGGUCCAUUUAGUUUUUGGAUAUAUUUAAUGUUUGUCUCCUGAAGUUUGUCUUCAUGUACUCUAAGAUAUUAGCUGUCUUUCCAUGUUUUAAAUGUAUGAUUAUAUAGCACAUAUUUUAUUAGUUGUUUAAUAAGAGGUGAUACCCAUCUAGGAAAGAAAUUUUAUGAAGUUAAAUACAAGUCUUGAAUAGUACAUUUUCACUUCUGUAUUCGAGGGACUCUAAAAAUAAAUAUUGCUCCAGAAAUGUU
Messenger RNA from Nomascus leucogenys (northern white-cheeked gibbon), 3550 nucleotides. It is a transcript of the gene NEK4, whose product is annotated as NIMA related kinase 4. NCBI's taxonomy places the organism in Eukaryota, Metazoa, Chordata, Mammalia, Primates, Hylobatidae. Gene Ontology annotation, molecular function: ATP binding; protein kinase activity. The record is from RefSeq and is a predicted model, not a curated record. Gene Ontology annotation, biological process: protein phosphorylation.